Molecule: messenger RNA, 1800 nt
Organism: Torulaspora globosa
Lineage: Eukaryota; Fungi; Ascomycota; Saccharomycetes; Saccharomycetales; Saccharomycetaceae
Gene: AVT1
Product: Avt1p
Exons: 1
Coding region: 1-1800 (599 amino acids)
Biological process (GO): amino acid transmembrane transport
Cellular component (GO): vacuolar membrane
Molecular function (GO): amino acid transmembrane transporter activity
Source: RefSeq, a predicted model, not a curated record
AUGCCUGGUGACUCUGAAAGACAACCGUUGCAGGACGGGGAUUCGAGCCAACCACAAGUACACUAUAUAUCGAUUCCAAUCAAGCGGACAUCUGAGUAUGGAACUGAAGAUUUGUCGGCACCGGCCGGAGGUUUCACGACGAGAAGACAAUCAAUCUUAGAUCAACCGAUAGGAUCUUUCAGAGGGGUAAACUCGCUGAGCAGAUUUGCAACGUCUUUACGCAGAGCAAAUUCUUUUAGACAUAUAGACGUGCAUCCUGAAAUUCAGCGUAACUAUUUUGAAGAUGCCAAUGACGAAAUCUAUGAUCCGGACACUAUGGCGCCUGCCCAUAAUGGGAGGAAGCUCUCCAUCGCUUUGAACCGUGCUGGUAAUAUUUCUGUGCGUCCUUCGAUCACAAAUUUGGAUGGGAGACGCCCUAAUGCCGCUUAUCAGGACUUGGACGACUACGGCGCUAUCAGUGAUUCUAAUUCAGUCAUCCGUGCGGACGGUUCAGUUGCGGAAUCGAUAAGUGGUGUGAGCUAUAGCGACCUGGUCCCCCCAGAUACUGAGUCAAUCAUGAUCAAAAGGAUCGAAGGCAAGGAUGGAGCCGUUGUAACCGUUCUUGCCGGCCAGUCGACCGCCCCUCAAACAAUCUUUAACUCAAUUAAUGUACUUAUAGGCAUUGGUUUAUUUGCUCUACCUUUGGGUCUUAAGCACGCAGGAUGGGUCCUAGGUUCGGCUUUGCUACUACUACUCGCUUGUGGUACAUUUUGCACUGCAGAAUUACUUUCAAGAUGCUUGGACACGGACCCGACCAUAAUGUCGUAUGCAGAUUUAGGCUACGCAGCGUUUGGAAGAAGAGGCCGCGCACUGAUCUCAUGUCUAUUCACGUUAGACCUCUUAGGAAGCGGUGUCUCGCUAAUUAUUCUUUUCGGAGAUUCGUUGAAUGCUUUGUUCCCAUCGCGCUCUUCUAAUUUCUUCAAGGUGGUGGGAUUGUUUGCUGUAACCCCCGCCAUCUUCAUCCCACUGAAUAUUCUUUCUAACAUCUCGUUCCUGGGUAUAAUGUCAACGAUUGGGACCGUCUUUUUAAUCAUCUUUUGUGGGUUUUAUAAAGCAGAAGCGCCUGGAUCGUUACUUCAGCCAAUGGAAACCCACCUAUGGCCCGAGAGUUUUAUGGGAUUUUGCCUUUCGAUCGGCCUCCUGAGUGCUUGUUGGGGUGGCCAUGCUGUCUUUCCAAAUUUGAAAACUGACAUGAGGCAUCCAGAGAAGUUCAAGGACUGCCUGAAGACCACAUACAAGAUUACCUCCGUCGCUGACAUUGGGACAGCCGUCGUCGGAUUUCUAAUGUACGGAAAUAUGGUUCAUGAUGAAAUAACCAAAAAUAUUCUGUUGACUGCAGGAUACCCAAACUUUGUUUAUGGUGCGCUAUCGGCUUUGAUGGCCGUCAUCCCAAUCGCUAAGACACCUCUCAACGCUAGACCCAUUGUUUCAGUCUUAGAUACCCUCAUGGAAAUUGACAAUGCUGAGAGAAAAUUUGAAGGAAAUAGAUUGUACUUUGCCAAAGGUCAGCGCGUUUUCAAUAGAAUUUUUGUCAAUGUUCUGUUCGUUGGAGUUGCGAUAGUUUUCCCAAAGUUUGACAAACUGAUUGCUUUCCUGGGAGCUGGCUUGUGCUUCGCAAUUUGCUUAAUUCUACCAUGUCUCUUCUACAUCAAGAUCUGUAAAAAGACGAUCAAGCCAUGGGAGCAAUUACUUUGCCAUAUCGUCAUAGGUCUCUCCAUCGUGUUGGCUAUUUUGGGUGUUGGUGCAGCAUUUUUGGCCUGA